AUGAAGAGAAAGGCAGCAGAGACCGACGCUGGCGCCAAAGGUAAUGGGAAGAAGAGAGCAGUAGAAGUCAGCAACGUCCAGGAUCGAUUCCGUGAAGGACUUUUCAAGCCGGAAACAGUCGAUGCCUAUACCAACGAAUACGCAAAGUCGAGUCCAUACAAGCACGCCGUGGUGUCAGACCUCAUCAACGAUGAACUCUUACGAUCAGUCCGCAGUGAGAUCGUGAACAGCAUUCACUUCACGCCCAAGGAGACCGACAUCUACAAGAUUCACCAAUCUGGAGAUCUGGCCAACCUCGAUGGCCUACCAGCGGAGGCACUACAGAAGCUGCCUUCACUUCUGAAGCUAAGAGAUGCCAUGUACGGCAAAGAGUUCCGAGAAUGGAUAUCUCAUGUCUCUGGUGCCGGUGCGGUUUCCGGCAAGAAGACUGACAUGGCCGUCAAUCUCUAUGUCCCGGGCUGCCAUUUACUCUGCCACGACGAUGUCAUCGGGAGUCGACGCGUGAGCUACAUUCUCUAUCUCACAGAUCCGGACAUCCCUUGGCAAGCAGAGUGGGGUGGUGCACUGCGUCUGUAUCCUACAGAUGAAGUGAAGGAUGAUAGCGGGAAGACCUUCAAACUGCCACAGUCUUCGUGGAACAAGGUGAUACCUCCAGCAUGGAAUCAACUCUCAUUCUUUGCAGUGCAGCCGGGCGAGAGCUUCCACGAUGUUGAGGAAGUGUACAAGCGAGCAAGUGGCGAGAGCGAGCAGGAUGGUGGAAGAUUUCGCAUGGCGAUCAGUGGCUGGUUCCAUAUUCCCCAGGAGGGCGAGGAUGGAUAUGAGCCAGGUCUGGAAGAGAGGCUGGCGGAGAAAAGCUCUCUUCAGCAACUUCAGGGCAAGGCCGACGAAGUCGAUGAACCACAACAGCAGUGGAUCGCACCCACUGAACCUAAGGCAAGCUCAGAAGACGAGGAGGUCGAACUCACGCCAGAGGAUCUACAGUUCCUGAUCAAGUACAUCACGCCAAAUUAUCUCACUCCGGACACAGUUGAAGAGUUGACAGAGCUCUUCACCGAGGAGUCCAUCUUGCAAUUGACCAACUUCCUCAGCGACAAAUUUUCCAAGAAGCUGAAGGAGUGGUUCGAUCAAAAUCAGGGAGACGACCUUUCAUUCGCAACAUCAAGACCUCCCCACAAGCAUCGAUAUCAGUACCUUCAGGCGCAACCCGGCUCAGUCGAAGGUAGCGGGCCCAAUGCUUCUCCGUUGAGGCAAGUUCUAGAUGAGCUUCUUCCUAGUAUGCCAUUCCGGAAGUGGUUGUCUGUGCUCACUGGUCUGACGUUGAAGCGCUCUUCUAUCAUGGCUCGACGAUUCCGGAGGAGUCUGGACUACCAACUUGCGCAGGGAUACGAAGGUGAAGAUCCGCAGCUGGAAUACACUCUUUGUAUCACACCUACGGUUGGGUGGGGUGGUGAAGAGGAGAGCGCUGCAGAAGAGGGCGAGACGAUCGGCAAGACCAAAAAGGCCGACAACGACGAAGAGGACAACGCAGGUGGCUAUGAACUCUACAUGGCUGGCGACGACCCGGACGAUGACGAAGAUGGCUCAGAUGAUGGCGUGAACAUUCCAGCGAACGUGCAGUCACACACAGGAGCCGGACAGCGUCGACCUGCGAAGAGAAAGAAGGCCGACCCAGCAAUCUACCAGGCGGCGGGAGAAGACGAGGAUGAUGGCAUUCUGUUCAGCAACGCGGCGAGCUGGAAUACCAUGAGCUUCGUGCUGAGAGAUAGAGGCACGUUGAAGUUCGUCAAGUAUGUUUCGAAGGCGGCUCCGGGUGAUCGGUAUGACAUUACUGGUUGUGUGGAGGUCGAACCGGAGGACGACGAUGAUGAAGAUGACGAGUAGGAUGUAUUGGGACGUGUAGAGAUAGUGUAGCAAUAGAAGACGAUGUGUCUCUC
Messenger RNA from Zymoseptoria tritici IPO323, 1934 nucleotides. RefSeq lists its product as uncharacterized. NCBI's taxonomy places the organism in Eukaryota, Fungi, Ascomycota, Dothideomycetes, Mycosphaerellales, Mycosphaerellaceae. The transcript has a single exon. Gene Ontology annotation, molecular function: L-ascorbic acid binding; peptidyl-proline dioxygenase activity; iron ion binding. The coding region runs from base 1 to 1881 and encodes 626 amino acids. The record is from RefSeq and is a predicted model, not a curated record. Gene Ontology annotation, biological process: regulation of translational termination; peptidyl-proline hydroxylation. Gene Ontology annotation, cellular component: cytoplasm.